Molecule: messenger RNA, 429 nt
Organism: Gloeophyllum trabeum ATCC 11539
Lineage: Eukaryota; Fungi; Basidiomycota; Agaricomycetes; Gloeophyllales; Gloeophyllaceae
Exons: 2
Coding region: 1-429 (142 amino acids)
Source: RefSeq, a predicted model, not a curated record
AUGCAGUUGUCAUUGACCCUUGCGACCUCCGUUCUCGCCCUCCUCAACAUCGCCAGUGCCAAUUAUGCUGACACUUGCCCUGGCUAUGCUUAUAUCUCUGGAACCACCUUUUACACCCAAUGCUACAACGAUGCUGGACAGCUGGUCGAUGCCUCCAUCGACCUGAACAACUGUGUCGCGAACUACAACGGCCAACUUGCUUGCGUACAUGGAAAUGGCGGCUACAGCGCCUCCUGCAGCGGAUGCGAGAUAGUUCAACAACCCGAAUAUAUCGAAUGCGGGUGCGCUAAUGAGGACGGCGGUUACACUGAUUCGAUCGGAGACCUAGGUGAGCAUAAGUGCCUCGCUCGUCUGCGAGUACUGAAGCCAAGUGAUGUCGUUCGGUUAGGUACCUGCAUUGACAACCAGAACGGGGUGUUGGCAUGCUAA